AUGGACAAGCUGCUGCUCUGGGUGUCUGUCCUCACCACUCUCCCUGGAGUCCUUGCUCAGACAGACCUCAGCGGGAAGGUGUUUGUGUUCCCUAAAGAAUCUUCUAGUGACCAUGUGAGCCUAAUCGCAGAGCUGGACAAACCGCUACAGAACUUUACCCUGUGUCUUCGAGCCUUUAGUGACCUCUCCCGUGGCUACAGCCUUUUCUCCUACAAUGUCCAGAAGAAGGAUAAUGAGCUACUACUUUUUAAAGAAAAAGAUGGACACUAUAAUCUAUACAUUGGUAAAACCAAAGUCACUUUCAAAGUUGCAGAGGAGAUCCCUGCCCCGGUGCACCUGUGUGUCAGCUGGGAGUCCUCCACUGGCAUUGCUGAAUUUUGGGUCAAUUCAAAGCCUUUGGUAAAAAAGGGGUUGAACCAGGGUUACUCUCUGGGAACUCAGCCCAAGAUCAUCCUGGGCCAAGAGCAGGAUUCCUAUGGAGGAGGGUUUGAUAAGAGCCAGUCCUUUGUGGGAGAAAUAGGGGAUGUGUAUAUGUGGGACUCUCUGCUGACCCCAGAUGAGAUCAAGACUUUGUAUCACAACGGCUACCUUCGCCCCAACAUCCUUAACUGGAAGGCUCUGAAAUAUGAGAGGAAAGGCUAUGUCAUCAUCAAGCCCCGGGUGUGGAGCUGA
Condylura cristata (star-nosed mole) is the source of this 672-nucleotide messenger RNA. RefSeq names its product amyloid P component, serum (gene APCS). Gene Ontology annotation, molecular function: complement component C1q complex binding. The record is from RefSeq and is a predicted model, not a curated record. The transcript has 2 exons. Lineage: Eukaryota; Metazoa; Chordata; Mammalia; Eulipotyphla; Talpidae. Bases 1 to 672 code for a protein of 223 amino acids. Gene Ontology annotation, biological process: innate immune response.